This is a messenger RNA of Iphiclides podalirius (scarce swallowtail), 513 nucleotides long. The record is from the annotation of a GenBank genome assembly. Lineage: Eukaryota; Metazoa; Arthropoda; Insecta; Lepidoptera; Papilionidae.
AUGGAGCUGAAAUCGCCAAAGGCGAAGAAAAAGCCACGACCCAUGUGCUGGAGGAGGAUCCUACGCACUCCCCUGCUGCUCCUUGUUCUCCUCGGGACCUCCAGCUGCGAUCACGGCGACGUCGAUGACGUCACGGACGGUGACGUCAUACAAAGACCUGGCGUAUUUCGGGCGGCCGGUCGCGUCAUGCAUAACUCUAGUGACGUCAUGCCCAGUACCCGAUUGCGACACAUCAGCCACUCCUUCGGGCUGGGCGCCUUCCGGGAGGGGAGGCGGAACUCCAGUGACGUCACCUCUGAUAGAUUCGGCGGUUUUAAGGAGAGGCCGCGGCUGAGACACUCACGUCCAAAUAGUAGCUGGGAUUCCCUGAGCGACGUGAAGUACCUGAGGCGUAAUCUAAACAGGGAGAAGAUAAACUUCGUGGUGUACGACGAGCUGGUCGACGGGGAGACGGAGACGCGGGUCCACUACGACGGCGUCACUGCGAAGGAGACCUCAGUGGGGGGCGAGGGG